Messenger RNA from Paramecium sonneborni, 2146 nucleotides. The record is from the annotation of a GenBank genome assembly. Lineage: Eukaryota; Ciliophora; Oligohymenophorea; Peniculida; Parameciidae.
AGGUAAUAAAAUGCUAAGCAAAUUAUUCAGACCAACAUUAAAAGUGAACUAACACACUGUGAAUGCAUUCAGUAGUAAGGUAAUGAAAGGAGAAUAUGUCAUUGGUAUUGAUUUGGGAACAACAAACUCAUGUGUAUCUAUAAUGGAAGGUAUAGAAGAAAAUAAUAAAUGAUUAGCUGGUACACCAAAGGUUAUAGAGAAUGCUGAGGGUAUGCGUACUACUCCAUCAGUAGUCGCAUUUACAGCUGAUGGUUAAAGAAUAGUUGGUGCUCCAGCAAAAAGACAAGCAGUAACAAAUCCAGAGAAUACAGUAUAUGCUACAAAAAGAUUAAUUGGUAGAAGAUAUGAUGAUCCAAAUGUUUAAAAGGACAUUAAACAUUUGAGUUAUUCAGUUAUAAGAGCAUAAAAUGGAGAUGCUUGGGUUAGUUUAAAAAGUAAAAUAAUAAUUUAUAUCAUAAGGUGGUUAGACAUAUUCUCCUUCUUAGAUAGGAGCAUUUGUUUUGAUGAAAAUGAAGGAAACUGCAGAUGCCUAUAUUGGAAAACCUUAAUCAAAGGCAGUAGUAACAGUUCCAGCUUAUUUUAAUGAUUCAUAAAGAUAAGCAACAAAAGAUGCAGGUAAAAUUGCAGGUUUGGAUGUUUUAAGAAUUAUUAAUGAACCAACAGCAGCAGCUUUAGCAUUUGGUUUAGAAAAGAAAGAUAAUAAGAUUAUUGCUGUAUAUGAUUUAGGAGGUGGUACAUUUGAUAUUUCAAUUUUGGAAAUUAAUGCUGGUGUAUUUGAAGUUAAAGCUACUAAUGGAGAUACAAGUUGUGGAGGUGAAGAUGUUGAUUCUAUUCUUUCUAAUUGGAUAAGUUCAGAAUUUAAGGCUUAAUCUGGUGUUGAUAUUUCUAAAGAUAAAAUGGCUGUAUAAAGAGUAAGAGAAGCAGCCGAAAAAGCUAAAAUUGAAUUAUCAUCAACAACAUAAACAGAUAUCAAUUUACCAUAUUUAACUGCUGAUGCUUCAGGACCUAAACAUUGUAAUCUUAAAUUGACAAGAGCUAAAUUAGAAUCAUUAACUGAAGAUUUCCUUAAAAAAACAAUUAAACCAACUGAAAAUUGUAUUAAAGAUUCAGGAUUAGAUAAAAGUAAAAUAGAUGAAGUUAUUUUGGUUGGUGGUAUGAGUAGAAUGCCAAAGGUAUAAAAAUUAGUAUAAGAUUUAUUUAAUAAACCACCUAAUAAAUCAGUUAAUCCAGAUGAAGCUGUAUCUAUUGGUGCUGCUAUUUAAGGUGGUGUCUUAAAAGGUGAUGUUAAAGAAUUAUUAUUAUUGGAUGUUACUCCACUCUCUUUAGGUAUUGAAACUCUCGGUGGAGUUUUCACUAAAAUGAUUCCAAGAAAUACAACUAUUCCUACUAAAAAAAGUUAAACUUAUUCUACUGCUAGUGAUAAUUAAACUGUUGUUUCUAUUAGAGUAUUCUAAGGUGAAAGAGAAAUGGCUGCUGAUAAUAAAUUAUUAGGAUAAUUUGAUUUAUCUGGUAUUCCACCUGCUCCAAGAGGUGUUCCUUAAAUUGAUGUCACUUUUGAUAUUGAUGCAAAUGGCAUCGUCCACGUCUCCGCAAAAGAUAAAGCUACUAAUAAAGAUCAUUCUAUUACCAUUUAAUCAUCUGGUGGAUUAAGUGAAGCUGAAAUCUAAGAUAUGAUUAAUAAAGCUGAAAAAUAUAAAGAUGAAGAUAAAAAAAGAAGAGUAUAUAUUAUGUUCUAUAUGCUAGGAACUUGUUGAUUUGAAAAAUGAAGCUGAUGGAGCUAUUUUUAAUACUGAAAAAUCACUUAAUGAACAUAAAAGCAAAUUAUAACCAAACGAAGUUUAAGAAAUUGAAAGUGCUAUCUAAAAUUUAAGAGUUUUGUUAACCGAAAAUCUCACUGCUAAUGAUGUUCAAAGACUUAAAGAUGCUGUUGAAGGAGUUAAAAAUGCAGCCAUGAAAAUCGGAUAAGCUAUGUAUUCUUAUUCUUUUUAACCUUUAGGUAUCGAAAUACUGGAGGAGCUAGUGAAUAAUAACAAUAACAAUCUUCUGAAUAAACUGGAGAAUAAUAAUAGUAAUCAAACUAAGAAGGAGGAGAUAAUAACAACAAAUAAAAUUGAUAUAUUAUGUUAUUAAUAUUGUACAAAUCUAU